Molecule: messenger RNA, 217 nt
Organism: Loa loa (African eye worm)
Lineage: Eukaryota; Metazoa; Nematoda; Chromadorea; Rhabditida; Onchocercidae
Exons: 1
Source: RefSeq, a predicted model, not a curated record
AUGGCUAAAGAUAUUUUCCGUCGAAUACAAAAGGAAAAUUCGAAUAUAAACAUGGCUUUUACAGCAGAAAUCUGCAAUGAAACAUUGAUAAUGAUUGAAGAUUUGUGCUUGGAAAUCGCGAAAAAACUCCUUGAUCAGUUGGGAAUGCCAUCACCGAAUCAAUUUGCUGCUGUUUUAUUCAAUUAUGAACUGUGUCAUCAACAAAAUUACAACACGG